CUCCAUUUUAUCUGGUUGAGCCUUCUUUCUGCGGCGGAGUGACUUCUCUUGUUCCCUCGCAGAUCUUUGGCCGACUCAGCCGGUUAAAGUGAUCUCUUGCUGGCGAUGCGUCUGUGAGAGUCGUGUUUACAUUUUUUCCUCCUCCGUUUCGUUUUCCACCUGCAGGCCGCCGUCAGCGGAGGGUAACAGGAGGCUGCGGCCGUACACGAGCAUCACUGGGCGGCGUCAGACACGGAGAACCGGCCCGCGUUUAACGGCGUCUGUCUGUGAACUUGACUUUGAAGAAGCACUGCCUGUCCGCCAGCUUUAGGUCCGAGACAUGAGCGGAAGAGUUGGAGACCUCAGUCCUAAGCAGGCUGAGGCGCUGGAACAAUUUCGAUCGAAGGUACAAGACAUUCUUCCUCAACUUCCUGCACAGCAUGACCACUUCCUGUUGCGCUGGCUCCGAGCGAGGAACUUCAAUGUGCAGAAGUCUGAGGCCAUGCUGCGAAAGCACCUGGAGUUCAGGAAACACAUGAAAGUAGACGCAAUAAUCACCGACUGGCAACCACCUGAGGUGAUAGAGAAGUAUCUCUCAGGAGGAAUGUGUGGCUACGACCGCGAAGGCAGCCCCGUCUGGUACGACGUGAUUGGACCCGUGGACCCCAAAGGACUCUUCCUGUCUGCGUCCAAGCAGGACUUCAUCAAGUCCAAGAUCAGAGACUGCGAGAUGCUGCAGAAGGAAUGCAACCUGCAGUCGGAGAGACUGGGCAGGAAUGUCGAGUCAAUCACGAUGAUCUACGAUGUUGAAGGUCUGGGACUGAAGCACUUAUGGAAACCUGCAAUAGAAACAUAUGGAGAGAUCCUCCAGAUGUUUGAAGAUAAUUACCCAGAAGGCCUGAAGAGGCUGUUUGUUAUUAAGGCUCCUAAACUCUUUCCUGUGGCCUAUAACCUCAUCAAGCACCUUCUGAGUGAAAUCACGCGGCAAAAGAUCUACAUCCUGGGUGGAAACUGGCAGGAGGUUUUACUGAAGUACAUCGAUGCAGAAGAGCUGCCGGCCAUUUAUGGAGGGACGGCGACGGAUCCUGAUGGAGAUCCUCGCUGUCGGACCAGGAUAAACCAUGUCGGACCAGUUCCUCCUUCCUACUACGUGCGGGAUCACGUCAAAGUGGAUUACGAAAACUGCCUGACCGUCAAUCGAGGUUCUUCCCAACAGCUGGACUUUGAGGUCUUGUUCCCAGGCUGCGUCCUCCGGUGGCAGUUCGCCUGCGAGGGCGCAGACAUCGGCUUUGGGGUGUUUCUAAAAACGAGAAAGGGUGAGUGGAAGAAAGCGUCUGAAAUGCAGGAAGUGAUUCCCAGCCAGCGGUACAACGCUCACCUGGUUCCUGAGGACGGGUCGCUGACCUGUGAGCUUCCAGGAGUCUAUGUGCUGAGGUUUGACAACACGUACAGCAUCUUCCAGGCCAAACGGGUCAGCUACACGGUGGAGAUUCUGCUGCCGGACCAGCUCCAGUCCAAGCAGGAAGCCCAGCCCAACGGGACCAGCAACCAAGACGCACAGACUCGGCUCUGAAGAUGAGUUCAGGAUGGAUUAAACGAUGAAACAAGCACAGCCUGAUGUACUUGAUGUAAAUAGAACCAUGCUGCUCUCGCGGUUUUAGCUAGAAGUCCAGUUUAACGCUACGGCUCGGUACUUAACUCUGUUUCAAAUGUUUUGUUCAACCAAAAAUUAAAAAUGACCUCAAGUUAUCAGGUUUUUUUCUCCCUCCAUUAUUUAAAAAAAAAGGCAAAAAUGAAUCAUUAAGUCUGACUAUGAGGAGUAACAGUGGG
Molecule: messenger RNA, 1809 nt
Organism: Poecilia latipinna (sailfin molly)
Lineage: Eukaryota; Metazoa; Chordata; Actinopteri; Cyprinodontiformes; Poeciliidae
Product: SEC14-like protein 2
Exons: 12
Coding region: 320-1552 (410 amino acids)
Cellular component (GO): cytoplasm
Source: RefSeq, a predicted model, not a curated record